This is a messenger RNA of Phragmites australis (common reed), 1070 nucleotides long. RefSeq names its product farnesyl pyrophosphate synthase-like. Gene Ontology annotation, cellular component: cytoplasm. Gene Ontology annotation, biological process: trans, trans-farnesyl diphosphate biosynthetic process. The transcript is spliced from 5 exons. Gene Ontology annotation, molecular function: (2E,6E)-farnesyl diphosphate synthase activity; dimethylallyltranstransferase activity. Bases 38 to 850 code for a protein of 270 amino acids. The record is from RefSeq and is a predicted model, not a curated record. Lineage: Eukaryota; Viridiplantae; Streptophyta; Magnoliopsida; Poales; Poaceae.
ACAUCUAAGAACCAAACCUGCAGUGCGUGCAGCCUCGAUGUACGACGUGCUCGCGUCGACGUACGUUCACCCCACACAUCGACACCUGAUACACACGUCGCUCGUCGAUCGGAUUACCACGCGGAUCGAACACGACCGGCGGACCGGGAAAGAGAUGGGUUCCCUGGCCGCGUCGCACGUGCCGUCGGGGCUGCUGAGCGCGGGGCUGGCGGCCCUGGCGAACCCCGGAGAGGUCAUCCGGCGGGCGUCGCGGCUGGAGGACGAGCUCAAGCAGCUUCUCCGGACGCACGGCGGCCGGGCGGGGUCGGCGGCGCCGGAGCAGGGCGCGGACGGGCAGCGGACGAAGGAGAGGUUCCUGCGCGCGUACGAGCGGCUCAAGAGCGAGCUGCUCAACGACCGCGCCUUCGGCUUCACCGAGGAGGCCAGGCAGUGGGUCGCCAAGGAUGACUACCUGGACUGCUUUGGUGACCCUGAAGUGAUUGGCAAGGUACAAAAGAUUGAUCCAUCUCACGGCCUUACAAUUGUUAUGUUGAUGGCUUCAGUCCGACCUAUAGAGCUGAUUGGAACGGACAUAGAAGAUUACAAGUGUUCAUGGCUAAUUGUCCAAGCUAUGGAACUGGCUAAUGAGAAUGAGAUGAAAAUAUUAUAUGAGAACUAUGGCAAGUCUGACCCAAAACGUGUUGCAGCAGUGAAGAAUGUGUAUAAGGAGCUUGAUCUUCAGGACAUAUUUUUGGAGUACGAGUCAAGAGUUUACAAGCACCUGGUUUCCACCAUUGACGCCGAACCGGACCGUGCGAUUCGAGAGAUUCUGAAGUCCUUUUGGAAGAAGAUCUACAGGAGGAAGAAGUAGACAAUCCUUUUCUCCUGUUGUGUGCUUUACGAGGUCAACCUGAACAACAUUAAGGGUUGGGGUUGUGAUGAGCAGCAGCUUCACCGUAUGACAUAUUAACAUAUACGGUUCGUUCCUGCCAAAUUAUAAGGACUAAUAUAUGUAUGAUCUAGACUGUGGAAGUCACAAGAACGAGUUACUGAAAUAUGUGUACAAUAAAGAUCACAUAGUACACGCAGAA